Messenger RNA from Prosopis cineraria, 2150 nucleotides. Its product is annotated as DNA repair protein recA homolog 3, mitochondrial-like. The record is from RefSeq and is a predicted model, not a curated record. Gene Ontology annotation, molecular function: ATP hydrolysis activity; ATP binding; ATP-dependent DNA damage sensor activity. Bases 181 to 1440 code for a protein of 419 amino acids. Lineage: Eukaryota; Viridiplantae; Streptophyta; Magnoliopsida; Fabales; Fabaceae. The transcript is spliced from 8 exons. Gene Ontology annotation, biological process: DNA repair.
CCCAAAAACCCUAAAAAAAACGCGGCAGUAGUUUUGUCCGAGUGACUCACGGUCAGCUUGUUCACGAGUGAAAUUUCAGCUUCUUUUGCUCAUUUCAUUGUUUAAUGUUCAGGAAAGUUUCUGUCCUUUUGGUCUUAUUGUGAGGUUGGGAGGUCAGAAUCUGCAGGGUGCUACCAUACUAUGUCCAGGCUGCUUCGUAAAACCUACCUUCUGCGGAGCUCUCUUUUCGGCAAUGACGUUACUACGAUGGGCUAUAGACAUGGAUUAUUGGGCACGUCGCAAAUUUUAAGCUUCUCAACUCGAGGUAAAAGGGGGUCAAAAUCAGAUGGAAGUUGUUCACGCGAAGAAAAUAUGUCCAAGAAAGAGUUGGCCAUACAACAAGCUCUGGAUCAGAUCAUUUCUGCACAUGGAAAGGGAUCUAUUAUGUGGCUCGGUCGCUCUGUCUCUGAAAAACAUGUAUCUGUACCUGUAGUGCCGACUGGUUCUUUUGCUCUUGAUAUAGCACUAGGAGUUGGUGGGCUUCCAAAGGGACGUGUUGUGGAAAUAUACGGUCCAGAGGCUUCUGGUAAAACUACUCUGGCCUUACAUGUGAUUGCAGAAGCGCAGAAGCAAGGAGGCUAUUGUGCGUUUAUUGAUGCCGAGCAUUCACUUGAUAGAACACUCGCAGAGUCCAUUGGUGUAAAUACUCAGAACUUGCUUCUCUCUCAACCUGAUUGUGGUGAACAAGCACUUAGUCUUGUUGAUACCUUAAUUCGAAGUGGUUCAGUUGAUGUAAUUGUUGUUGACAGUGUGGCUGCUCUUGUUCCUAAAGGUGAGCUUGAUGGUGAUAUGGGUGAUGCUCACAUGGCAAUGCAGGCUAGGUUGAUGAGCCAGGCACUUCGAAAAUUGUGCCACUCUUUGUCAAUGUCCCAUUGUAUAUUGAUUUUUAUAAACCAGGUGAGGUCAAAGCUUUCUACUUUCGGGGGGUUUGGUGGGCCAACUGAUGUUACUUGUGGUGGCAAUGCAUUGAAAUUCUAUGCUUCAGUGCGGCUAAAUAUCAAGCGAACAGCAUUUGUUAAGAAGGGAGAAGAGACUUUAGGAAGCCAGCUCCUUGUCAAGGUUGUGAAGAACAAGCUUGCCCCUCCAUUUAAAACUGCACAGUUUGAGCUUGAGUUUGGCAAGGGCAUAAGCAGAGAAGCAGAGAUCAUAGAUCUGAGCUUAAAACAUAAGUUUAUCUCCAAGUCUUGUUCAUUUUUCAACUACAAUGGCCAGAACUUCCAUGGUAAGGAUGCUCUUAAGAAGUUCCUGGCUGGCAACCCUAGUGAACUAGAAGAACUUACUCUGAAGCUGAGGGAGAAACUUCUUACUGCUGAGAAAGAAGCAGGGGUGACAGAUGGAGAUGUUACAGAAGUUGCGUCACCUUAUUCUACUGAUGAAGAAGCUGCUGCUGCAGAAGUAUGAUUUUGCUGAUGCUCCCAAAGUAUGCUUCUACUUUAUCUUCAUUGCUUGGAUUAGAUCCUAUAUGGUUUCCGUAUACUUGUGGGGAUGGCCUUAAGCAACAAAAUCCUCAAAUGCUUCUGGCUCUGAAUCACAUCCCUCUUUUAUCAAUUAGUCCUCUCAGUUGCUUGAUUGCCCAUUUUGUUCAAGGCCUAAAUGGUCAAGGUUUAAAAAAUCUCAUUUUUAUCUGGGUCAAUGUUCUUGCAAAACAACCUGACUCAGCUAGCAAGUUAUUCAGGUCAACCUGUAUUCCUAACUCUAGGGAAGAGAUAGGAAUAGAUCUGGGGUCUGCCUGUCAUUGUGGGCCUCACGUGGAAUCUAUUCCAUGUCCAUCUAUGUCCUUGAGCAAUUUUGCAAUUAAGAGGAUACAAAUCCAAUGUUUACUGUACGUUGUCACCACUAAUGGAAUUAUUUGGUCAUUGAUUCAUGUGCCUAAUUACUCAUGGCAUGCGCAGAUUUUGUAUGGAGGACAAAAAAGUGUGAAUUGAUAUGGGUUAUCAAUGUAAGUUAAUUAUUGAGCCAUUGCAGAUUAUUUGUGAGGAUAUCACUCUUCAUGUAUAAUGUUGCAUAUUUAUAUCCCUCCGAUUCUUCUUCCUCAUGUUAGGUUCGGUGUGAUAGUAGAAUUGAAGUGGCGUGGGGAUUUGAUGUAUUUACUUUUGAUUUGUUGAAAAGAA